GGCAGGCGGUGUCGGCUGCGGCGGCGGCGGCGGCGGCAGAGCGAGCGCAGAGCGGCACCACCAUGGGGGCCCAGCUGAGCACGUUGGGCCACGUGGUCCUGUCCCCAGUCUGGUUCCUGUAUAGCCUGCUUAUGAAGCUGUUCCAGCGUUCCACCCCAGCCAUCACCCUCGAGAACCCAGACAUCAAGUACCCGCUGAGGCUCAUUGACAAGGAGGUCAUCAACCAUGACACCCGGCGGUUCCGCUUUGCCCUGCCGUCGCCCCAGCACAUCCUGGGCCUCCCUGUGGGCCAGCACAUCUACCUCUCGGCUCGGAUUGACGGGAACCUGGUCAUUCGGCCCUACACGCCCGUCUCCAGUGAUGACGACAAGGGCUUUGUGGACCUGGUCAUCAAGGUGUACUUCAAAGACACCCACCCCAAGUUUCCCGCCGGAGGGAAGAUGUCCCAGUACCUGGAGAGCAUGAAGAUUGGAGACACCAUCGAGUUCCGGGGCCCCAACGGGCUGCUGGUCUACCAGGGCAAAGGAAAGUUUGCCAUCCGCCCGGACAAGAAAUCCAGUCCCGUCGUCAAGACGGUGAAGUCUGUGGGCAUGAUCGCGGGAGGAACCGGCAUCACCCCAAUGCUGCAGGUGAUCCGAGCCAUCAUGAAGGACCCGGAUGACCACACCGUGUGCCACCUGCUCUUUGCCAACCAGACCGAGAAGGACAUCCUGCUGCGGCCCGAGCUUGAGGAACUGAGGAACGAACAUUCUGCGCGCUUCAAGCUCUGGUACACGGUGGACAGAGCCCCGGAAGCCUGGGACUACAGCCAGGGCUUCGUGAACGAGGAGAUGAUCCGGGACCACCUUCCGCCCCCGGAGGAGGAGCCGCUGGUGCUGAUGUGCGGGCCUCCGCCCAUGAUCCAGUACGCCUGCCUGCCCAACCUGGAGCGCGUGGGCCACCCCAAGGAGCGCUGCUUCGCCUUCUGAUGGCCGGGCCCUGGCCGCUCGCGCGCGCCCCGCACCCCCGGGCCCUGGCCGCACCCACCCCGCGCCGUGAUCAUUAACCUCACGCUCGCCCGCACCUCCUGCUGCGGCCGGGUUCAGCCUGGCCUGCCCGUGCCUGGGAGGUCGCCCCGCUGGGCUGGCCCCCGGGGGGCCCCGUGGGGAGCAGGGCUCUGGUACCGGUGGGCCACCGCCGGCCACCGUCAGGGCAGAUUCCUGCCCGGGCCUCACUGGUUCUUCCCCAGGGGGACGCCCAGGCCCCUGCCCUGUCUCUCUACCCCUCCCCCGCCCCCGCCCCCACCCCCCACCAGCCAGGGGUGAGGCUGCUGCUCCCCACCCUUCCCAGAGCAUCCCAUGUUCUGGAAAUAAACCCAGAUGUAUCUGCGGCCCAGAGCUGCAGGUGCCAGACCCCAGCCACUGCCCUGGGACCCUCGCCUCCUGCCCCUGUGGCCUCAGCACCCGACACUACAUGUGAUGAGUAGCACCCCGGAGUCCCCUUGGCAGGGACUGCCUGGGGACAGAGGCUGCCCUACCCCGGGGCCCAGCAGGCCCCUCCAGCCAGGGGUUGGGUGUUCCCCGGGGCUGGCUGAGGGCCCUGCCAGCUGGCACAGGAGCCCUCCCGAAGCCACGGCGUUUCCCCAACACGCAAACAUCCGGUAGCUCGGGGAGUUCCGAGCAGUCGACCCCCCGGGGUCCUGGGCCGCCAGCCCCAAUGGCAGAGCUAAGACGAUGUGUGUUUAUUCCUCGGUCCCAGACCCCUCCUGCUGCCCUUGGCCCAGCGGGGGCAGGUGCCCAGCAGAGCCUCUUGGCUGAGGGACAGUCUCAGUGGCCUAGAUGUUGCCUUUAGACAACAGCGUGUCAGCCUCUCGCGUAUCGGCUUUUUUCAGAGUCAUUUAUGAGCAGACGAAACAUUGAAGUAAAACUUUGCUAAUUUGAA
Molecule: messenger RNA, 1920 nt
Organism: Phacochoerus africanus (Common warthog)
Lineage: Eukaryota; Metazoa; Chordata; Mammalia; Artiodactyla; Suidae
Product: NADH-cytochrome b5 reductase 3
Exons: 9
Coding region: 63-968 (301 amino acids)
Cellular component (GO): mitochondrion
Molecular function (GO): oxidoreductase activity; FAD binding
Source: RefSeq, a predicted model, not a curated record